Brassica oleracea var. oleracea is the source of this 1101-nucleotide messenger RNA. RefSeq names its product mitogen-activated protein kinase kinase kinase ANP1-like. Gene Ontology annotation, biological process: protein phosphorylation. The coding region runs from base 1 to 1101 and encodes 366 amino acids. The transcript has a single exon. NCBI's taxonomy places the organism in Eukaryota, Viridiplantae, Streptophyta, Magnoliopsida, Brassicales, Brassicaceae. The record is from RefSeq and is a predicted model, not a curated record. Gene Ontology annotation, molecular function: protein kinase activity; ATP binding.
AUGCAAAUCAUUCAAUCAAAGGAAGAAUUCAUAAGGUUUCUAGGAGAAGGCUCCUUUGGUUGCGUUAAUCUCGUCCGCUACUCCAAUCCCAACGACGGCUCUUCUUACCUCUCCGCCGUCAAGAACUCUUACGAAGAAGACUACGCCAAUCUCCAAAGCGAGUUAGACAUCCUGCUCGAACUCAGGGGAUAUCCCAAUAUUGUUACGUGUUUCGGAGACUCUCUCGAAGAAAGUUUCCGCAGAUACGGGAAGAAACUCUACAAACUCCAACUCGAGUUCGCUUCUGAAGGUAUUCUAAGCGCUUUCAUGGACAAUUACGCCGACAGAAAGUUUCUGGAACCUUUGAUCAAAGAUUUCACGUGGAUGAUUUUCGAAGGUUUGGUCUCGGUUCACGGCCACGGCUAUGCUCACUGCGACAUCAAACCAGACAACCUACUCGCGUUCCCUUGUUCGAGUAGUGAAGGUUACGAGAUCAAGAUUUCCGAUUUCGAUAGCGCGUUAGAGGUGGGAGACGUUCCCAAGUUCUGGGAAACAAAUAUGCCGUGGAUGGGGACUCCGUUCUACAUGUCUCCGGAGUCGGUCCGUGACGGGGUCGCCGAGAUGUCUGUAGACUUGUGGUCGGUGGGAUGUUUGGUUCUGGAGAUGUACACGGGCGUGAUUCCAUGGGAAGGUGUUAAUCUCCAUCUUCUAGCUACUCUUCUCCGUUGUGGUGAAGCUCCUGAGAUCCCAGAGAGUUUACCUUCCGAUGCAAAGGACUUUAUCCAGACGUGUUUCUCGAGGGAGCCUGAGGAGAGAGGGAGCGCUACUGAGUUGAUGUCUCAUCCUUUCUUGUCUCGUCCACAAGUUGAAGAGAAGAAAACAGAGGACGCGAAAACAAGAAACUUGUUUUUGUUGAAGUUGCUCAAGUUGAGAAUCAAACGAAGAAGUUCCAACAAGAAACCAACGACAGAUGCUGUCGUUGUUUCAGACAAGAAGCCUCUAAAGCUGAGGUUUUUUCCUUCAAAGGCCACACAGUUUAAGAGAACUCUGAACAAAGUCUUGGGGUUGAAGUUUAUGCCUGUGAACAAAUCGGCCUACUUCAGAUUAGUGUCUGUUUAUUAA